ACAGUGAUCAGAAAUGUGGACGACAGUGACCUUGAUUGUCACCGUCUUGAUCUUUCUCUUCUAUAAGAGCAACUACAGACCUCCCAACUUCCCUUCAGGUCCCCUGGUACUACCGUUGCUGGGUAAUGUGGUGUCCAUCCUGCUCUACACUCCCCAGGUAGCCAUACAGAAAAUGGCGGACAAGUACGGUGGCAUAUUCAGCUUCAAGACUUUUGGAAAAUGGACGGUGGUACUAACUGAUCUGAAACUUAUGAGGACAGCGAUGGCAGACUUGACGUUUUCCGACCGUAUUGAUCUUCUUCUGUUUAAUGAGAGAGACAAGAUCAUCAUGGGAAAAGAAUCUGAUCCUCUCGAAGAUCUUUCCAAAUUUAAAAAUCAUCCGUGAGACUGAAGGAUACAUGACAGAUUUACUGAGAUUCAUUGAGGAGCAGAUAGAGCAGUAUGACAAGGAGACUGGUGGAGCUGUUGACUCCAGUAACUACAUCGGUGCCUACCUGAAGGAGAUACAAACAGCGCAGCAGGAAAGCAAGGAAACCCCUUACACAAUGGCUCACAUGAAGGCCAACAUCCUGGAGCUGUUUUUGGGUGGGAGUGAGACAACAUCUUCGACUCUAUGGUGGGCUGUUUACUUUCUCUCGCUUAACCCUGAGGCACAGAGACGAAUGCAGAAGGAGCUGGACCUAGUUGUGGGACGAGACAACCUUCCCUCCCUCGAUCAAAUGGACAGCUUGCCCUACACUACAGCUGUCAUAUACGAGGUGCAGAGGAUGGCAGACCUCGUACCUCAGGGUAUUCCCCACCAGACCUCCGGGGACGUAAAUCUUCAUGGUUACUUCAUCCCAAAAGGAACCGGUGUGUUGUUCAACUUGUCUGGGGCGCUGAAAGACCCGAAACACUGGAAAUUUCCCAGCACCUUCUACCCAGAACACUUCUUGACUCCUGAGGGAAAAGUAAUCAAGCCAGACCAGUUCAUGCCUUUUGGUUAUGGUGAGAAAUUCUUAGUUUCAUACCUUUUAUAAUAUAAUAGUUUCUGG
Cherax quadricarinatus is the source of this 1034-nucleotide messenger RNA. The record is from RefSeq and is a predicted model, not a curated record. Lineage: Eukaryota; Metazoa; Arthropoda; Malacostraca; Decapoda; Parastacidae.